AUGUCCGUACCUCCGGAAGCAGCUAAUGACACAUUGAAAGUCAUACUGGUCAUUGUGCAAUCGCUCAUGAAGCGAUGCAUCAAGGUGAAGGAGGGCGAUCCCGAGGCCUUGAAGCUAUCGGAUGAGAUAGCCAGGCGCGUGGCAAGAGACUUGAAACUUUACGCGGGAACAGCAACAUCAUUCUCUCCUCUGCUACUCUCCUGUGCCACCAUUAUCCGGCAGUACUCAAGGGGCGGCGCCUUUCAGAGUGUCCCCGACUGGACCUCUGUUACUGAUGACGACCCACAAAUCAAGGACCACCUGCGAUUCCAGAAGACCGUCCACUAUCACCCACCCUCUGCGCUUGAUGUCCCCGUCAUUGCAACAUCGAGCAUUCCCACCAUGAAACCAAUCCAGAUGACUCUUAGAGGAGAAGCAACAGCCUGCCCUCGGCCGGAACAGGAUGAUCAGCCUGCACCAGCCAACAUCGCCGAUCCCGAGCCAACUGCAAGGGACAUCCUGCAGGGAAUCCGGGACCUCAGCAAGAGACUGGAUCUCUUUGCCAUCAAUGACUGUGUGGAUGCCUUGGAGAUAAGAGUGCGUUCGGUGGAAAAUAUCCUCCACCAGCGGUUGAAUGCACUGGAGCAAUGCCUCAAUGCCUCGGAUGCCCGGUAG
Suillus fuscotomentosus is the source of this 654-nucleotide messenger RNA. RefSeq lists its product as uncharacterized. The record is from RefSeq and is a predicted model, not a curated record. The transcript is spliced from 3 exons. NCBI's taxonomy places the organism in Eukaryota, Fungi, Basidiomycota, Agaricomycetes, Boletales, Suillaceae. The coding region runs from base 1 to 654 and encodes 217 amino acids.